CACAGAAUGCGGCACAGCAUGAUGGAUUGCAUAAAGUGGGGUUUCCUAUUGGUUAAGAGGUCACCUUCUCUCCCGGGGCUCGUGCAAGGAAGUAGGUAGUCCAGAGAAACUCAGAAAGUCCAGAGAAACUCCUUGAGGAAGAGGGUGUCGAUCAGUCUAGCUCCAUGUCCGGCACCUUUCGAACACACUUGCAAAACGGUUUCUGUGGAGUUGGGCCAAAGCUCAGCAAUUGAGAGCCCCUUAGCAAUGAGAGAUUUCUAGUUGGACAGCUACACUUCACCUGUAUCUAGGCGGAAUUCAUCACCCAUUGCUCCUGUGCAAGCAGCACACCAUAUUGCCACAUGUUCACGCAACUUGUCACGUAUGCAGUCCUGCCACAACAACAGCCGCGCCUCGUAAGCAAAAGACAAUUACGUAUAGAGACAUAGCUCCUUUUGUGGGGGAUGGUGGCACAGGGCCACGCUUCUCAAAGGAACUGAGCAGACAUGAUUGCUGCUGGCCCCCACACCGAGCUGGGUUUGUCAAGCCAAAAUGGUGGGUGCUUGGACAGCGGGGAAUCUCCCCUGCUUUUGAAGCCGCAGGAGAGCCUCACUCCGACAUCGCAGCUGGGAGGGGUGUCUCUACUGGGGGGGGAGCUGAACAGGUUGAGCAUCCAGUCAUUGGGGGAACAUGAGCGAGGGGACGGCGCAGAGGUCUGCAAAGAGCAAGAAGCACAGCGACUGGCUGAGCCCAACGGUAGCGCUGCUGCUGCUGCGUGCGGCAAAGCCGGCAGGAAGGAGGCGGGGACCGCAAGGCUCGAGUGGGCUCUAUCUCCUCGGCAGCACAACGGCAAGCUGGAAAACAGCAAGGGCUGUAAGAGGGCUAGCGUGCCGCAGGAAUUCGAUCCGUCCAAAGAGAACGUACAGCAAAAGCAGACGCUGCAAAAGGCCGCCAUGCAGCCUGCCACGUGCCCAUUCUCCGGGGAGCAGGACGGCAAGCGACGCAGCCCACAGAAGGUGCUGGAUGCGGUGGUGGGCAAUUUGCAGCAGCGGAGUGCGGGCCAUAUGCCGGCGGCGCCAGCGGGCUGCGGUUUUCAUUACAGGCCUGUUGCUAAGGAACAGGACCCUCCCUCAUCGCCGACGUUCGACCGCGAGUUGCACGAGCUCCUCGACGCGGCGCCGGACGGGAUUGUGAUCAUGAAACUAGACGGGCGGAUCGAGCUCGCGAAUCUGCAGCUGCGCACGUCGUUUGGAUACGAAGAGAAAGAGCUGCUGGGGCAGGAAAUCGAGAUCCUGAUUCCGGAACGGAGCCACACGUACCACCGCGCGAAGCGGCAGGAGUACGUGCAGUCCCCGCAGAACCGGCCCAUGGGCGAAGGAACGGAACUCUCCGGGCGGCGGAAGAACGGAACGGAGCUGCCGGUGGAGAUCAGUCUGAGCCCGCUCAAGUUCAAGGACCGGCGCUACGUCAUCGCGAUCGUGCGCGACAUCACCAGCCGCAAAAUCACGGAGUCCGCUCUCACCGCGUCGCAGGCCAAGUCGCAGUUUCUGAGCAACAUGAGCCACGAGAUCCGCACGCCGCUCAACGGCGUCAUCGGCAUGGCGGAGCUGCUGCAGCUGACGCCGCUCGAUGCGCAGCAGGAGGAGUACGUGCGCGCCAUCCAACGGUCCAGCGAGUCGCUGCUGCUACUGAUCAACGACAUUCUGGACGUGACCAAGAUCGAGGCGGGCAAGUACGAGAUCCGCCCCGCGCCCUGCGACCUCGCCACCUUGCUCGAGGACGUGCGCUCGUACCUCGCGGCCGUGCUCGCCACGGACCCCGACCGUGACGUCACCUUUGAGGUGCAAUCGGUGGGGCCGUUCCCGGUGGUGGCGGACAAGAACCGGCUGCGGCAGGUGCUGUUCAACCUGGCGAGCAACGCCGUCAAGUUUACGCGCGCGGGCUGCAUCCGCGUCACCAUGGAAGUCCUGGCGGAAACCCCCGAGAGCGCGCGCGUCAAGAUCGCGGUCAGCGAUACGGGAAUUGGGAUCAAGAAGAGCGACUGGGGGCGCAUCUUCCGGACGUUCUCCCAGCUGGAUUCCGCGGACAACCGCGAGUACAGCGGAACCGGACUCGGGCUGGUGAUCUGCAAGAGUCUGGUGGAGAUGAUGGGCGGCGAGAUCGGGUUCGAGAGCGCGGCCGGCCGCGGCUCGACGUUCUGGUUCACGUCGCUCGCGAGCCGCGACCCCAAAGCCCUGAAACCCGCGCGCGAGGCGGACGAGCCGGAGCGCGUCGGCGCGCCGCCGCGCGGCCGCGGGUUGGAGAUCCUCGUCGUCGAAGACAACGCGAUCAACCUGAAGAUCAUUACGAAGAUGCUCGAGGGAAUGAACAUGCACGUCGACGUGGCGAUCAACGGGAUCCAAGGCGUGGAGGCGGCGAAAAGAAAGGAGUACGAUCUGAUCUUCAUGGAUCUGAACAUGCCCAAAAUGGACGGUUACCAGACGACGCGCGAGGUGCGCAAGAGCGGCGCGGAGUGCCCCAUCAUCGCAUUCACCGCGAGCGUGUUCGAAGAGGACGUCGUGCGCUGCAUCGAAGCGGGCAUGGACGACCACCUGGGCAAGCCCAUGACGACGCUCGCCCUGAAGGCCAUCUUGAACAAGUGGCUGCCCAAGAGCCCCUAGACCCUCCACGUGGCAGCCGCAAGCGUAGUUACGCGCAGCCGUGUUGUGUGACUCGGGGCUACUUACUGGUAACGGGACAAACUGAUCGAUGCGCGCGAAUGAAGGGCACGCAGCAGUGUAACAAACUAACCUUGCCGGGUCGGGUUAUCUUGUGAGUUAAGUAGUCAAAAGCUGGUUAUAUUGUGGGUUAAUUGGUCAAAAGCUGGUUAUAUUGUGGGUUGAGUAGUCAAAAGCUGGUUAUCUUGUGGGUUACAAGUCGAUUAUCUUGAGGGUUAAUUAGUCAAAAGCACCUCUGUGGUCUAGUAGCCAAAAGCAGUGCGUGUACAAAUUCUGAUGUGUAAUACAAAGAAGGCGUUUCAGCAUAAAGGUCUGGGGCGUAAAGAAACUUAGGUUGCUUAUGGGAUGGAUAUGGACGGUGCUUGGAGGAACCGAGUCGGCAAGGCGCCUUAAGCGAGCCGCUGUAGUUGGAGGUUGUCUCUGCAAUCAGCUUAAAUGGCUCUAUCAAGAGCCAUCCCUCCUUGGAAGGAAGGUGAAACAUACAUUAG
This is a messenger RNA of Klebsormidium nitens, 3184 nucleotides long. The record is from the annotation of a GenBank genome assembly. Lineage: Eukaryota; Viridiplantae; Streptophyta; Klebsormidiophyceae; Klebsormidiales; Klebsormidiaceae.